Messenger RNA from Phacochoerus africanus (Common warthog), 2370 nucleotides. RefSeq names its product UPF3A regulator of nonsense mediated mRNA decay (gene UPF3A). Gene Ontology annotation, biological process: nuclear-transcribed mRNA catabolic process, nonsense-mediated decay; positive regulation of translation. The transcript is spliced from 10 exons. Gene Ontology annotation, molecular function: telomeric repeat DNA binding. The coding region runs from base 63 to 1562 and encodes 499 amino acids. NCBI's taxonomy places the organism in Eukaryota, Metazoa, Chordata, Mammalia, Artiodactyla, Suidae. Gene Ontology annotation, cellular component: cytoplasm; nucleolus. The record is from RefSeq and is a predicted model, not a curated record.
AAUUCUCGCGAGGUUUCGGCCCGGACGCGAGGCAGCAGCGGCGAUUCUGUGACGGGUGCGGGAUGCGCUCCGAAAAGGAGGGCGGCGGAGGCCCCCGGGUGGCCGUUGUUGCGCGGGGCCCGAGCGGGAGGGAGAAGGCUUUGCCCGCGGAAAUUCAGAUCUGCCAGGAAUCUCUGCGGCGAGAGCCCGACACGCCACUGGCCCCGUCCUCCGGUAGUGGGGGAAACGGAGGCAAACCUCGCGAGGAAAAGAGAACGGUUUUGAGCAAGGUGGUUGUCCGGCGGCUCCCUCCCAGCCUCACCAGGGAGCAGUUGGAAGAGCAGCUCCAGCCCCUGCCCGCACACGAUUACUUUGAGUUCUUUACUGCUGAUCUCAGUCUUUAUCCUCAUCUCUACUCAAGAGCAUACAUUAAUUUCAGAAAUCCUGAUGACAUCCUUCUUUUUAGAGAUCGUUUUGAUGGAUAUAUCUUCAUUGACAGUAAAGGCCUAGAAUAUCCUGCAGUGGUAGAAUUUGCUCCAUUCCAGAAGAUAGCCAAAAAGAAGCUAAAGAAAAAAGAUACCAAAACCGGAAGCAUUGAAGAUGAUCCAGAAUAUAAGAAGUUUUUAGAGACUUACUGUGUGGAGGAGGAGAAAGCUGGUGCCAAUCCUGAAACUCUUUUGGGAGAUGUAGAGGCAAAGACAAGAGAACUUAUUGCCAGAAGAACCACACCUCUUUUGGAAUAUAUUAAAAAUAGAAAGUUAGAAAAGCAGAGAAUUCGAGAAGAAAAGCGAGAAGAACGGAGGAGGAGGGAGUUGGAAAAGAAACGCUUACGGGAAGAAGAGAAAAGACGACGCCGGGAAGAGGAGAGAUGUAAGAAGAAAGCAGCAGAAAAGCAAAAGAAAACUGCUGAGAAAGAAGUAAGGGUGAAGCUUCUCAAGAAACCAGAAAAGGGAGAAGAGCCAGGCACUGAGAACCCUAAGGAAGGAGGAGAAGCGAUUGACUUUGGAGGUGGGAGCCGAGAACCAGGUCCCAGCUGUGCAGGCGUGACACCCAGGCCCUCAGAGAGUUCACUGGAGGAACUCCCAGAACCGUCACAAAAUGACAGUGAUAAAGAGCAAAGGGACAUGGAGAGAAGAUGCCAAGAAAAACAACUGGAAGCAGAGAGACACUACUUGGAUGACAACAGAAGGCACAGAGCUCACUCUGGGUUGGACAAGUUUUCAGGAAGAAGCGAGGAGGAGCCGAGAUGGGGCAGAGGAUUCACCCCAGACAGAGGCAAGAGAGGGAGCCAGGAUGGGCGUGUCCCUGUGGAGGCGGCAGAGAGACCAGGAAGGGAGAGGAGUGACGACGGACUGGCGCCCAGGAGGGAGCGCUUGGGAAACAAGGACCGGCUGGGCUCGCAGCCGUAUCAGCCCAGAACUUGCAUCCGAGCCCUCGAAUGCGGUGGAAGACCCUCUGAGGGGGGCCGUGAUGGCAGGAGGGGUGAGGCAGAAGACUCAGCAGGGGCUGCACCUAAGAAGAGUGAAGAGGCAGAGCCUGCCCAUGAGUGCCUGGGGAAUCCUGCCCGGCCUCCCGUGGAGUAGAAAGACAUUCCAAAAAUGCGUAAAUUAGCCUGGAAGAAAGCCAGCAAGGUAAAUUUACUCCUUCUAAAUAAACAAGAAACCAGAACCAUAAAGGUGGCAUAGAAACAUCUAGAAACUAUUCUUAAGAAGUGAUCUUUAAAAAAUUAGGACAGAGUUUUCAUUUUUACCAUUUCUGACAUAAACUAGUAUAUAUAAAUUAGCCAAAACAGAAAAAAACAUCUGCUUUAGAAAGCAGAAAACUGUGACCCAAACUGGAAGAAAACUGGUGUGGGAUCAGUGUGAAUUCUGAGGCACUUUAGACACGUUGUAGGAGUAACUUGGACUUUUGAGUUUUGCACAUCCACAGGCACAUGAUCUGUCGGUGUCCCUGUUUGACUGUGCUUCUUUGUUGGGUUUUCUGGGCUGUAGUCUCUGGAGAGCAAGCUGCUCCCAUUCCAUUACAAUCUCUGUAAUUCACACACUGUCUGUGUAAGGAUUCCCUGAGGUCUGUUGUGUGGCAGUCCCACUGUAUAAAGCCCAGCAGCUUUAAAAGUUGCCCUUUUCACAAUAUGGCCACUGAGUUCAUGAAGGUAGUUUCAGUCUUUGGUGGAUGUGCUUGUGGUUGAUAACAUAAAUGGCGUUCUUUUGAGAGAGGUAGGUAUGGCAUCGAGGGUUUUCUUUUUGCAGUGUGAAGCAGCUUUAAAAUAAUGUAGCUUUCACAACUGUGCAUUUUAUAGUACUUUUCCCCUUUAGUGAAAUUUUUGAAUGUUAAUGAUUUUGGCACUGUGCUUUGAACUGUUAACUAAAUAAAGAUUUUAGUUGCUAUGAA